Molecule: messenger RNA, 2235 nt
Organism: Neodiprion fabricii
Lineage: Eukaryota; Metazoa; Arthropoda; Insecta; Hymenoptera; Diprionidae
Exons: 3
Coding region: 1454-1966 (170 amino acids)
Molecular function (GO): DNA binding
Source: RefSeq, a predicted model, not a curated record
GAAAUUGGUCAAGUGGUUACAUAUUUAUUAUCUGUCAAAGAUAGUAAAAAAACAUUUUCUACAAUAGCGGAGCGAAACCAGCGAGUUUCCAUCCGCAAACGAGGAUGGAAACCAAUCGAUUACCGGUCGCUGAUUCGCGCGGAUUAAAAACGCGAGAACAUGUGUUGCCGUCUCGUGAAUCGUGGUAGAAGCUCGUAGCCGUGUCGCCAUCUCCUAAGCUGCCAGUUGCUUGUGUCAGAGAAUUCCGAUACGGAGUACUGUACUCCUCUCGAAAUUCGAGAAGCCGCCACCGAAUCAAGACCAAAUUUACUCCCGGGAACCUCUCGACAGAAAUAUCAAAAGGAAUACAAGAAAGUAUGAACAAUGGAUUCUCGAAAGUGGAGUAAAACACACCUCGGAAAACGUUCAUCUGGCCUAUUUUUGGAAUUUAUCAAAAGCAUCAAGCCCGCUAUGGGCGACGUACUCCAUGCUCGAAGCAACUAUUGAUUUCCAUGAAAACAUUAACCUUUUAAGGACGGGGAUUUUUACGUUGAAAUCGACCUUUUAUUUUACACGAAAUUUGUGUAUCAUAUCAAUGAAUUUCUCACGCGGAGUGUCCAACCAACCCAGUGGUCGAAAUUUCGACCACUCCCGUCCGCAACGUAAAGUCCAAUGUUAAAAAUUUGACUUGGCGAUUUAGGAAUGCUUUCCUACGUAAUUGGAUACGCUGAAUACAAAAAAAAUAGUAAAAGAUGUGCAAGACACAUCCUUGACCUUGAAAAUUACAUUUCAAGGUCAAAUUUAUUGCUUCUUCUAUUUUAACCCGAAAAUGAUAAGAAAUCCUCCGCAAGAAAAAACAAUGUACUGAUCUGUCGGUAGAAAAUAACGGUGAUCAAAUAUUUCGACUUUAUAUUAACCUUGAAGAUGCAUUUUACCAUACGCAAUACUAUUUUUUUCGAAUUCAGUGCACCAAAAUACGUGGGUAUACCAAUUUUUAGGUCGAAUUACUGAAUAAAAAAUUUGACCUUGAAAUCACUAUUUCAAGGUUAAAUAUGCUUCCUAGAAUGUUUACACUAUUCCUACUAUAUUCAACACAUAAUAUUAUCCCCAUAACAACUCGAAAAUAUUAUGAUACUUGAGUGGUCGAAAUAUCGACCAGUUCCGUCCUUAAAAGGUUAAAAUUACCAACUUUUCAAAAUUAAUUGUCUUUCUGAAAACGCUGAAAAAAAGAUUUGUCACAAAAAAGUCAAAAGUUUUCACCGGAGGGGAGAUUAACAAGUUUUUAACUGAAGUUCCCCACAUUAGAUUUUUGGCAAUGAAGGUUGUAGCUGUUUCUAAACUAUUCGCUGCAUACCGAGGAUGCGAAUUCAUCAACAUGAAUUGCAAUGACGUGAAUCAAUAAGGAAAUUUGAUUCUGGUGAAAUUAAAUGACACCAAAAACCGCACAACGAGAUGCUUUGCAAUAGAAAAUGAAAUGGCUCUAAUUGUGAAGAAAUACAUCACACUGCGUCCACCAAAUGCACUCAGCAAGACAUUUUUUUUCGGCCACAAAAAUGGAAAGUGCACCGUUCAGGUCAUUGGAAAACACACGUUUGAAAAAAUACCUGAGCAGAUUGCGGAAUUUCUGGGCUUGGAAGGUCCAGAAAGAUGCAUCGGACACAUCUUCCGUUCUACCACAGUGCUUGUUGACUCACAAGCCAACAUGGAAACACUCAAACGUCACAGAGAGUGGAAAUCUUCAACAGUUGCCAAAGGUUACAUAGCUGACUCGAUUAGACACAAAAGAAAUACUGGCUCAAUGAUUGACAACAUCAAUAAAUCAUCAAUGUCUAAAACUGCAUUCGUAAUUCCAACUUCAACAGUUUCAAAAGCACCGGAUUCGACAAAUUCACAACCUCUGAAAAAAGCCAAAUUUAGUGACUCGAUGAUCUCCAACAUGAUCAACCUACCGACUAUGACCUUGACACUUGCAAAAGCACCAGACUAAACCACAACAAUCGAUAUUCAACUUGAAGAUCCGAAUACUGAAUAUGUCUUGGAUGCAUCAGAUUCGGAGGACGUUAUGGUGGAACUUGUCAGCAACUCAAGUGCUGUAACCAAUGCAAUGAAAGCCAAAAAUCCAAACAGUUAUUAAUAUAACAGGAUGUAACUUUUAUUUUGGGAAAAAAUAAAUGUAAAAAAAAAAAAAGUCAGUAGUAGCUAUUCCGAUUGUCUUACAAGAACAAAGUAAUUUAUAAGGUUUAGAACAUUGAACUU